AUGCAGGUGGCUUUCUUAGCGCUGAUGGCGCUAGCGCUAAGUGUCCCGCGGGAGACAAAUGGUACAAAAGGCGUCAAGUCACCUCUCGCUAAUGUCACUUCGUACGCGCCACGCUCACUCUUCGUGCCAUACAAACACACACGUUACAAGCGCGCGCCUCAUACUCUGCUCGGUCCCUUUGACUUCAACAAAUUGUUUAAGAAGAAGAAGAAACCUCGUAUGGAGGCGGAGCUUGCACCAAGCGCAUUUCCACUCCGCGGCGUUGCUUCCCCGCAUACUGCUGCCUCCAUGACUUCUACAAUUCUUCUUUCUGAUACAGUUCAUAAACCUGAACCUAACAUUACGAUAAUACCUAGCUUGGCAUCGAUAACAACUGCUCUUACUACUUUACCAGCAACGAGUAAGACAAAUGGCACAACGGAGUCAGCAAUCACAGAAACAGAAACGAUAGCGAUAACAACGACACCAAAGACCAAAGGGACAUCGAAGACUGAUUCAAAGCAGAAGAAGGUGAAAACGCGGAAGAACAAAAACAACUCAACGAUGGUGGCGACAAGUCGGUCAGCAAGUGCAAGGCGGUCAGCAGUGGCGGUCAAGAAGAAAGACGAAGCUCCGUGGCCAGUGAAGCAUGCUGCUGUUGUGGAUGGAGAUAUCAUACUCGGCGGUCUGAUGAUGGUACACGGGCGUUCAGAAGGCGCGACCUGCGGGCCGGUGAUGGCGCAAGGUGGAGUGCAGGCGUUAGAAGCCAUGCUUUACGCCUUGGAUUACGCCGCAGCGAACGCCAUCGGCCCGCCUGGCGUCAAGAUUGGCGCGCUCGUGCUUGACGAUUGUGAUAACGAUACGUAUGGGCUGGAGAUGGCGUUAGACUUCAUUAAAGGCUCAAUUAGUAACAUAGAGGAGGAGUACGCGUGCGCAACGCGUGGUGUUCAGAGGCAAAUCAUUUCCGGUGUCGUGGGCGCCGCCUCGAGCGUCACUUCCGUUCAAGUUGCCAACUUGCUACGAUUGUUCAAGAUCCCCCAGGUCUCCUACUUCUCAACAUCACCAGAGCUGUCAAACAAAGCCCGUUUCGAGUAUUUCACCCGCACGAUACCUUCAGAUCUGCACCAAGUGAGAGCGAUGGUCGAAAUCGUCAAGAAGUUCGGAUGGCGAUACGUGUCCAUCAUCUAUGAGGAGUCUAACUAUGGAAUUAAGGCAUUUGAAGAACUAGAGACGCUUCUAGCUCGCAACGAUAUCUGUAUAGCUGUGAAAGAAAGACUAGUAAAGGAUUCUGGCGAAGCCACCGCCAGCGCUUACGAUGUAAUAGUUGCGCGUCUGCUUUCACGACCCCGGGCGAGAGGAGUGAUAGUGUUCGGAUCAGACCAAGAAGUGGCGGGUGUGAUGCAGGCAGUAGUCCGGGCAGGUGCUGAGGGGACGUUCGGCUGGGUCGGCUCAGAUGGUUGGUCGGCGCGAGCUCUGGUCGCCACAGGUCGCGAACGCGCGGUCGAAGGGACAAUCUCCGUGCAGCCACUGGCGAGACCGGUUGAAGGUUUUCGAGAGUACUUCCUCAACCUGACCGUGCACAACAACAAACGGAAUCCCUGGUUUGUAGAAUUCUGGGAAGAACAGUUCCAAUGCCUCUGGGACGGUCCAGGAGCUGCCCGAACCCCAUACAACACCCACACUCGUCGUUGUACAGGAAAAGAACAACUGUCGAACGAAAAUACAGAACUAGAAGCACAACUCCAGUUUGUAGCGGAUGCAGUACUGGCUUUCGCUCAUGCUUUACGAGAUAUGCAUGAGGUUGAAUGCGGAGGUGCUCCAGGGUUGUGCCCGGCUAUGAAACCUCCUCAAGGACCUCUCCUUCUACGAUACUUGAGGAAUGUACGGUUUACUGGGUUAAGCCGCGAAGAGUUUCACUUUGAUAGCAAUGGCGAUGGCCCUGCAAGAUACAAUAUCAUGCACUUCAAGCAGGUAGAGCCGGGAGUCUUUCGAUGGCUACGAGUUGGGCGAUACCUGGAUGGAGAACUUGAAAUAGAUGUAGAUGAAAUCCAGUUCAAACUGGAGUCACCUCGGCCUCCUGAGUCCGUAUGCAGCGCGGAGUGCGAACUCGGGCAGGCUAAGCAAUACGUCGAGGGAGAGAGCUGUUGUUGGCACUGCUUCAAUUGCACGCAGUACGAGAUCCGCGCUCCAGAGUCAGAGACCGCCUGCCGCGAGUGCCCACGUGGCACGCUACCUGACGAGACACGCACGCACUGCGCGCUUCUUCCAGCAGACUACCUUCGCCCAGCCUCCCCCGCAGCACGGGGCGCUAUGGCAUUCUCCGCCUUGGGGAUAUUGUUCACUGUGUUUGUGAUCGGCGUAUGGAUAUGGCGCGGAGACACCCCUGUGGUCCGCGCAAGCGGGCGUGAGCUGAGCUAUGUGCUCCUCGGUGGUAUCCUAAUGUGCUACCUCGUCACGUUUGCACUAGUUGUGCGGCCUACGGAUGCGUUAUGCGCUGUGCAACGUUUCGGCACCGGGUUGUGUUUUACAAUAGUCUACGCGGCACUGCUAACAAAGACCAAUCGAAUCGCGCGCAUAUUUGCGGCGGGUGAGCGAUCAGCGCGACGCCCUGCUUUCAUAUCACCACGCUCACAGCUUGGCGUGUGUGCGUUACUUGUGGGGGUUCAAGUUGUCAUAGUGGGAGUUUGGCAAGCGGCAGCACCCGCGCGGGCAGUCAGACAUUUGCCCUCACGCGAGACAGCCGUUCUUGUCUGUGAUGCAUACGUCGAUGCGUCAUAUACACUAGCAUUCAGCUACCCCGCGGCACUCAUCGCUACUUGUACAGUCUACGCUGUGCUGACGCGGAAGAUCCCUGAAGCUUUCAAUGAAAGCAAGCAUAUCGGUUUCACGAUGUAUACAACCUGUGUGAUCUGGCUCGCCUUCGUGCCACUUUAUUUCGGCACGGCGAGCCACGUGGCGCUGCGAGUCACAACCAUAGCUGUCACCAUCUCUCUUAGUGCGUCUGUCACGCUUGCCUGUCUGUUUGCUCCUAAGGUGUACAUAAUCCUGUUCCGACCGGAACGCAAUGUCCGAGCUUGCCUAAUGCCGGGACGCUGGCGGGCGGCUGGCGGCGGAGCGGCUGGUGGCGCCGUUUGUGCAGCCCUAGUUGGUGCCGCCGCACCGCUGCCUCCACGAGCACCGUUGACAGCUACUCCAUCUACUGAUCGCUCCACACUGAACGACGAUCGCACACCAAGCUCGUGUCUAGACCGGCAAGUGCAGACGGAUCCGUCAGAGUUCCCCUCCCCCGCCGCGCCGGCCGCACCCCCCGCGGCCGCCGAGCUGCAGCUCGACGCCCGCGCACUGCGGGGCGGGCUGCCCCCCUUCCCCCUCCAGGAGCCGCCCGUGCCGAACGGCCCGUGCGCGCCCGCGCCCGCGCUCGCAGAGAAACGGUUAUAGCACAAGGCAAAGAUCCAAGUGCGCUCGAGACGUAUUCCAGUGCUCGUGUGACGUCAGAUAACCUUAGGUACUUUCUUACACUAUACUUUCUAGGGGUAAAAGGUAAUGUUGUAUACGCGUCUCAGAACCGAGAUAUCAAAAAAUUCCCGGUAAUAAGAUAAUGAAUAAUAGUUGAGGUACGCUAGGACACGGAUGGGACGGGCCGAACUAAUGUGAAAAUAUGAAAAGAGCUAAGUGAUAACUGAUAAGUGUUAACCCGUAAAUAACGUGACACAUUCUGUAGAAAUUAACACAUCAAUCCGCCCGUUAUCAUCCCGUUCUAACAUGUAUUUUAAUGAUCUAUUAACAGAAAUACCAUACCUAAGUUAGUUUUAUGAAUAUAGGUUUCGUUUUUCAUUUGUUGGACUUUUGUUCUUUAAAAACAAUAUAAAUUAUAUUAUUUUAUUGUUUUUGUUAAAUUAUGACAAAGUUAGUUUUUAAAAUGCUCAUUACUUGCUCAAAAAACUAUAGAUAUCGAUUGUUGGAUUAAAUUCACGUAAAAAAUUGUGCCCUAAAAUAGUAAGAUAGUCAAUAAAUCCUUGAUCUAUAGAAUCUGAUCUAGCAAUACUUUUGGUCUAGUCUGUUGAUCUCUCUAUUCUGAAAACGAAAUCCUGUGUACUGUGUACCUAAUUGUAAAUACAAGUAGAUAACUUAUUGCCGAUAUAAAGCUAUAUAAAUGUUAUUAAAUUAUGGUUUGUU
This is a messenger RNA of Leguminivora glycinivorella, 4155 nucleotides long. RefSeq names its product metabotropic glutamate receptor 6-like. Gene Ontology annotation, biological process: G protein-coupled receptor signaling pathway. The transcript has 16 exons. Gene Ontology annotation, cellular component: membrane. NCBI's taxonomy places the organism in Eukaryota, Metazoa, Arthropoda, Insecta, Lepidoptera, Tortricidae. The record is from RefSeq and is a predicted model, not a curated record. Gene Ontology annotation, molecular function: adenylate cyclase inhibiting G protein-coupled glutamate receptor activity. Bases 1 to 3417 code for a protein of 1138 amino acids.